Molecule: messenger RNA, 3297 nt
Organism: Astrephomene gubernaculifera
Lineage: Eukaryota; Viridiplantae; Chlorophyta; Chlorophyceae; Chlamydomonadales; Astrephomenaceae
Source: the annotation of a GenBank genome assembly
CUAUUGCGCCGCAUGGGAGACAAAUGUCCUAGGUUCUGUCCACACGGCAGUUUAUCCCAGCAUCUGACACGAGCUUUGUGUUGCCAAGGACUCACGCUCACGGUGUGCAUCGUAUGACCAGAAAGCUGCUUCUGGUAUUGUAUCGGUAUCGACCUCCAGGAAUUGGUUCUUUCACCUGUGCCGCAUGUACGGUAGUUCCGGCCGCGUUUUAACUGAAGCUGAGGGUGCGCCAAGAGCCCCGAUGACCUGCAACAAAGGAAGUCUACUUCAUGUUAUUAGUUAUACGAGCCAUGCAGCAAGCCGUAAAGUGGCGGUGGAUAUCACCUAGAGGCCUUGUAGCUUUCGUCGCCUCCCCGUCGUCGCGACAGCCGGAAUGUUGCAAAUUGACAGCUUCCAAACAGCCGCGGUCUGCACCUCGCGUCGCUGUGUACUCGACAACGGUCGACGUGGCUGUAUUUGAUAGACCGACAACCCAUGCGUCGUCCAAGCGCCCUAAAGCGUACAAACUGCAUGACGCCACCUGCGGCAAUGUUGAUGGCCGCUCGGAGGGCCUUGCCGCUGCUGCUUCUUUACUUCCCACGAACCAGCUGAACCAAACUAGCAACCUUAACAUCAAAACAAGCAGCUACAACGCCAACACCAAUGUUCGCAUGCCGCUGCUGCGGACACCGCCAUCGGCCGAGGCAGUCCGUCGUGUCACCGCUGCCGCCGCUGCCACCAACAACAGCAGCGCUUACGGCGUCACCAGUACUUUCGGUUACCCAUCCGCUAUUGCUGAUACCACCACAACAGCUGCUUCUGGCACUUUUGCAGCUGUUGCUACCGCCACAAUAACCACGGCCGCCACUGUUGCCGAGGUCCCUCCUGCCCUCCUUCCGACACGUCAUAUCAUAGCAGCAGUGGACCCCGACUUGAAGGGCGCAAUUGCCGUGCUGUACUGGGAUGAGGAAGCCGGCGAUUCCAGCAAUGCAUUCUACCCAAUCACAGCGCCGCCAGUAGCAGUACCAGCAUCGGCUUCAGCCGCCCCGGAAGCAGACCAGGGCUUGGGUGAAGCGCAGGAGGAGGAUGAGUUGGAUAACCAGGACUUGCCGCUGGAUGCAGACCAGGAGGCUAUUGUCGGCGGCCACGACGGCGACGAUGAAGGUACAGGCCCCCAGCUAUGGCUGCCCGCGCCUCCGCCGCCUCCCGCCGACCGCUCCCGUUGGAAGGUGCAUGUGUGGGACAUGCCCAUCAGUGCAGCUGAGCGGCAGAAGCGGACUGCCAGCGGGCAGGUUUCUCGACGCAGGCUGGUCCACGUUGCGGGUGCUCGUGCGGUGCUGGCUCGCGCGCUCAGCUGCGCGCUGCCGCCCCUGGGUGAGGCCCGCCGAGUGGCGCUGUACGGCUACGUGGAGGUGCCGCCCAUCCUGCCGGGGGACGGCAACCUGGCAGUGUAUGCAAGCCUGUGGAGUACGGGCGUGUGGCUGGGUCUCAUGGCCGGCAUGGGCUUCACGGUUGGUUCCACGCCGGUACGGCGCUGGAAGACGGACAUGGGGCUGUUUGGCGCGCGCAGCAAGGACGCCAGCCUGCUGCUGGCACGCAGCUUGUUCCCCGAACAGGAAGCCAUUCUCAGGCACAAGAAGAACCACGGCCGGGCGGAUGCGCUCCUCAUCGCCGCCUGGGCCCUGGGUGCCGGCCUGCCUCGCAGCCUGGCCAACACACUGCGUCGCAACGGGUGGACGUUGGAUGAGCUGAUGAGCCGGCACCCGGAGGUGGCGGGGCUGGAGUGGGGCAUGCCGCGGCCGCCGGCGCCGACGGACGCGUACGGCAACCUGCUGACGCCUGAACAGGACAUGAUGGAUGAGAUCGAGGCGGCCGAGGCCAAGGUGGACCGCAAGGCGCAGGAGCGCAGCAGCAAGACGACGACGACGGCGCGGCGGCGGAAGAAAGCGACAGCAGAUGACAGUUCUAACGAGAAGGGCAGCGGCAGCAGCGAACAAGCUGCUGCGGGCGGGGAACAAGAACUGGCUCCGCCGCUGCGACGGAAGGGGAAGACGAAAAAGGCGGCAGCAGCAGUUGCAGCUGCGGAGGAAGGAGAGGGACCGGGUAAGCGCCGUACGGAGGAAGAGGGAGAAAGAGACGGGGAAACUCAGGCAGCGGUUGCCCAUGAGACGGCAGCGGUGGGUGAGGAGGGAGUAGGAGGAGUACAGAAGGAGGAGAAGAAGAGGUCGCGUGGCAGGCCGCGACGGGAGGCUGGGGCGAAGGCUGCUGCUGCUGCUGUUGGCGGCACCGACUCGGCCGUUGUGGUGGAUAGGGAGGGGAAGGAGGAGGAGGGUGCAGUGACUGGGGCUGGAGAGGUGGAGAAGGGAAGCAGGAGGCGAGGACGGAAGAAGAAACAGCAAGGAGGGGAGGAGUAGCGAGGGGAUAAAGGUGGUGCGUGAAGGGGUGCCAGGAUGGGGAUAGGGCAGCACGCUAGCACUCGGGGUAGCGGAUUAGCAAGGAAGGGGGGUGAGCCUGUACGGCUGGGUGCGCCAUCCCUAGGUUGCUUGCUUGUGGCCGGCUUUGUUAUGUAUUUAUUUGAUCGAUGUGUUACGAGUUAGCAUGGCCUGCAGUAAGAUGCAUAUAACAGCACCAUCACGACUAAAGACGUUACAGUGCGGAUGACUUACUGGGAAUGGAUCACGCGUUACCCGCAAGUAUACAACUGGCAGGUAACCCUGUUCACGUUAUUUUCUUUUUAUCGUACCCGUAUUAUUUCCAUUUGAGAGCUGUAGAAAGGAUUCCGGGGCUUUUAACGCUGAGCGCGAUUACGGUGAGUGCUCAUAGACGUGUGGGCUCCGCACCACUCAUUGUUUCUACGUGCUUACCACUUCUUGCAUUAUGGCAAAUUACUAGCCCUGUUUCCAUGGGCGCAGGUUUGGUUUCGGACAGUUCCUACGUGUUUCCAUGAGGACUGUCGUACGAAAUUUUCACGCAGGAACUCCCUAUUUUCCUACGGCGCCUCCCCCCUCGUAGGAAAAUAGGAAGCCAUAGGACGGCGUUAGCUGCCGUAAAAGUGGAGCGAGUGGAGCGCAGCCGGAGCGGAGCAUCGCCUUUGGUUAAAGCCUCUAGCUUUUACUUGUUGCUCUUUUUGCCUUGCUUUACUUGUCGCGCGUAUUGCCUUCACGGCCCUCAUUCCUGACUUCUAGAGCGGUUGGAAUAUGAGCGUAUGGCGUGGCAAGGAAAUUUAAAGCGAGCAUCGAUCUGAACCUUGCGUGGCCUGAGUCUUAUGUCCGAAUGCUCGGUUACUGCGAACUGAGCAUUUCUAUGCAUAUUAAGAGC